Molecule: messenger RNA, 1258 nt
Organism: Dentiscutata heterogama
Lineage: Eukaryota; Fungi; Glomeromycota; Glomeromycetes; Diversisporales; Gigasporaceae
Source: the annotation of a GenBank genome assembly
AAAUUUCGAUAAAAAAUUGCAAAUGGAAUUAGCUGCACUUCUCAAAUUAGGUGUCUGUCCGUUCAUUAUCAACUUUUAUGGGGUUUCGCAUGUGGAAAAUUGUGACGUCAUGAUUUACGAUUGGGCUGCAUAUAGUAAUCUACGUGAAAUGUAUUUAAAUUAUGAUAUCGAUUGGCCUACAAAAUUGCGGUUUGCACGUGAUAUAUUUUACGGUCUAGUAUUCAUGCAUCAAUGUAAUCUUUAUCAUCAUGACGUUCGUUGUGAAAAUAUCUUGGUCACUGAUAGAUUCGAGCCUAAAAUUUCAAAUUUCGAACUCACUCGCACUAUAACAGGAGCAGUAUCUUCGGAAAUUAAAAUAUUAGCCGAUAUUAUUCGAUGGUUGGCACCCGAAAAGAUGCGAAAAUCUCCAAAAGGAGGUACACAAAGGUAUAAUCAUCAAUGUGAAAUGUACAGUUUUGGAAUGAUGCUUUGGGAGCUUUGUCAUCAAAGGUUUCCUUAUGACGGAAUGGAUGUAGGUGAAAUACAAGAACGUGUUUUGAAUAAAAAACGAGAAUUUCUUGAAAAUACUCUUUGUCCAUCACCAAUUCCAAAAGAGCUUUAUAAACUCAUUAUCAGGGCUUGGGAUGAUGAACCUUCAGCACGUCCUUCGGACAUGGAAAUGCAACAUGCCCUUAAAGACCUUUUUCAGGAGCACGUAUUUUAUAAAGGUGUCUCCCCUCAUAUACGACCCAAAAAAGUUGAUUCUAAUGACGUCCCAAAUUUAGAGCUUUCAAGCAAUUUCCAAGAAAAAGUUUGCAUUAGCAAUGAUCCUCAACAACCUAAUAAACAAUUUGAAGCACCUGAUGAUUGUGAUUGUUUCAAUUUAGAAAUACCUAUGAUACAACCUUUAAUACCUUUUGAAGAAGGCAUUAAAGCACACAAAGCAAGGGAUUACGAAAAAGCUUGGAAAUGCUUUGAGAGUAAUGCAAAAUUUGGAAAUAAUAUGGCAAAAUAUUGGCAAGGAUAUUAUUUAUUGAAUGGAACAGGUGUAAAAAAGGAUCAUGCGGCUGCGCUUAAGCUUUUCAAGGAAGCAGCUGAUAAUGGUGUACCUGAUGCUCAACUUCGAUAUGCAUUUGCUCUUCUUGAAGAUAAAAAUAAUCUGGAUGUACAGGAAGUAAUGAAGUAUAUGAUCAUGGCAGCAAAUUCUGAAAAUUCUACUGCACUUUUUAAUUUGGGAGAUAUUUAUUGGAAUGGAAAGCUUGGGGUUACAGUUGAUAAA